Mytilinidion resinicola is the source of this 753-nucleotide messenger RNA. RefSeq lists its product as uncharacterized. Bases 125 to 508 code for a protein of 127 amino acids. The record is from RefSeq and is a predicted model, not a curated record. NCBI's taxonomy places the organism in Eukaryota, Fungi, Ascomycota, Dothideomycetes, Mytilinidiales, Mytilinidiaceae. The transcript has a single exon.
AGAACCAACACUUAUCUCUGCACUAUAGGGAAUAUUGGCACUUUACAUACCUCAUUCGCUAGCCACUUUAGACGGUACCUUUCGGAUUGCGAACGCGCCUCCUGAUGCAUCCCAUUCAGUUUGGAUGGAUAUUCUUCACGCUUCAAUUCGGACACCACCAAUUCACGCCCUUUUGCUAUAUGGUUGCGUGUGCUUGGGGUGCCUCAAACAAACUGAGGCUCUGGGCCAGAUGUCAUCUUUUGACACUUCAGAUCAGAAACUAGUACUUCUCGCCUCCUUACUAAGUCCUUACUACGUCCUAGUCACUGCUUGGAGUCCCUCCAGUAGCCACAAGAUGCGAGGAUGGAUGUCAUUUCCCGACACUUCAAAUUGGAUGCCACAACUUGCGCUGCUUGCCACAGGGUUGCCAGUGCUUGGAGUGCCUCAGCAGUUACAAAACUCAUGGGAGGGAUGCUAUUCCUCGACCCUUCAAAUCAGACCGUAUUGCUACGUUCUUGCCAAGGCUUGAUGCGCCCUGGACGAUUAUGAAAUGUCUACCUUGGAUGUCCUUUCUCAACUAUCUAAACUGGAACCGAGUAAUUCCCAACAUCUUGUCAUGUUCCUGCUAGCAAUUGACGUGUCUCACCAGUACACGACUUCAAAUCUAAAUGCCACUUCUUCGACACUUCAAAUUGGAACCUAGCAAGUGGCACCGUUUUACUACAUUCUUACCAGCGUCUGAAGUGCCUCAGACCGGUAUACGACUUCGCGCAU